AUGUUUUUAGGGGCAGCAGCACCCCAAGUGGGUGUGGGGAGCCAUAGCCCCACCCCACAAGACCUGAAGCAGGCAUGGAGGAGACCAGGGCCCCAGUCAUCCAGAGGCCCCCCAGAGCAUGAGAGCCGCAGGAGGACCACCGCUGGGUGGGUGAGAGCUUCAGGAGGGUCACGCAGCAGUCACAGUGCAGAAGUCCCAGUGGGGUGCAGCAACAAGUCUCCUGGCAGCUGGGGCACCCCAUCCCCCAACAUAGCCAGGGCCCAGGCCCCACCAAGCAGCCGCCAGGAGCGAGCCGGCGCACACCCGAGCAUCCAGCCCCGCACACAGAGAACUACCAAUGCACGAGGUGGGGCACCAGCCACUGGUAGGGAGUCCUUGAUCAGGGACACGUGCCUGCACUCUCUGUAUUUGAAAACUCAGAAAGAUGACAUUGAGAAACAGGACAAAGACAUCAACGCACACACUUCUAAUCUCUCACACGCAAGCAGGCGUGCCCUUCAAAGCCAAAGGAACUGGAGCAGACGAGACAAAGAUGGACACGGUGGCUGUAAAGACACGAGCGGGCGUGCGAGUGUCUCCUGUGGCUGCAAGAGAAAGUCAUUAGGAGCUUUGAAGAUGAAUGUACAGCAUCAUCGGCGAGGGACUUGUGUGGCUCCGCGAGGACACAAAGGACAGCUGCUGAAAUCACUGAGUGGAAAAAAAAGAACAACAAAAUCUGUGGACCAUCCAUGAUCCCAGUUAUUAGACAAUGGAGUGACUCUGGGAUCAGAGGAGGAGAUGUGAUGCUCUGGCUGGAGCUCCACAGGCCACAGAGAUGACACAUGGAUAAACACCAUGCCAGCGACAUGAUGACAUGAUGGGGCCUUAAUGAUAGUUCUUAGCACCUCAUUCUCAUCAGGGCUGUCAAGUCACAAAGGUUGACUUUGACUCCCUGUUUGAACUCAG
Molecule: messenger RNA, 945 nt
Organism: Pundamilia nyererei
Lineage: Eukaryota; Metazoa; Chordata; Actinopteri; Cichliformes; Cichlidae
Source: RefSeq, a predicted model, not a curated record